GGCAGCCGCAGCCGCGCGGCUGAGGGGAGGCGGCGGCGGCGCGGCCGCUCCCGGUGCCGCUCUCGUUCCUUCUCCGGUUCCUGCUCCCGUUCCUCACCGCGCUCCCGUUCCUCAUCCCGAUCCCGCUCCCUGCCCACUGCGAUGGUGCCCGAGCGGAGCCGCGGCGGCGGAGGGGUGGCGGUGCCGCUGCUGCGUGGCUCCAGCCGGGCGCGGGGGCGGCGGCAGCAGCAGCAGCAGCAGCAGCGCAGACCUUAAUUUAUUUCGGAUUAGGAUUCCCAUGGCAGGUGAACUAGAGGAUCACUUGGACUAGGAGGUGUCUGCUGUGCGGUGACUGUCCCAAGAUGGUUGGGAAGCUGAAGCAGAACCUGCUGCURGCCUGCCUGGUGAUCAGCUCGGUGACCGUGUUCUACCUGGGCCAGCACGCCAUGGAGUGCCACCACCGCAUGGAGGAGCGCAGCCAGCCCCUCAGGGGGGACGCUGCCCGUGGGGACGGUGCCAGGGCCACGCUGAGGACAGCCCCCAGGGACAGGGACAGGGCCAACAGGACCCUGCCCUACAACAAGGACAUGCCCCUGAUCUUCAUCGGGGGCGUCCCUCGCAGCGGCACCACGCUGAUGCGCGCCAUGCUGGACGCGCACCCCGAUAUCCGCUGCGGGGAGGAGACCAGGGUGAUCCCCAGGAUCCUGGCUGUCAAACAGAUGUGGGCCAGGUCCAGCAAGGAGAAAAUCCGCCUGGAUGAAGCCGGAGUGACGGAUGAGGUGCUGGAUUCGGCCAUGCAGGCCUUUCUGCUGGAGAUCAUCGUCAAGCACGGCGAGCCCGCUCCCUAYUUGUGUAACAAAGAUCCCUUCGCUUUAAAAUCCUUAACUUAUCUCGCCAGAAUUUUCCCCAACGCCAAAUUCCUGCUGAUGGUGCGGGAYGGCCGCGCCUCCGUGCACUCCAUGAUCUCCAGGAAAGUGACGAUCGCCGGCUUUGACCUGAACAGCUACAGGGACUGCCUGACCAAGUGGAACCGCGCCAUCGAGACCAUGUACAACCAGUGCGUGGAGGUGGGCCUGGAGCGCUGCAUGCUGGUGCACUACGAGCAGCUGGUGCURCACCCCGAGAGGUGGAUGAGGACUCUGCUCAAGUUCCUGCGCAUCCCCUGGAACCAGGCAGUGCUGCACCAYGAGGAGAUGAUUGGAAAAGCAGGGGGGGUUUCUCUUUCCAAGGUUGAAAGAUCCACUGACCAAGUGAUCAAGCCAGUGAACGUGGAAGCGCUGUCCAAGUGGGUUGGGAAGAUCCCUGCUGAUGUCCUGCAGGACAUGCCAGUGAUUGCCCCCAUGCUGGCCAAACUGGGCUACGAUCCCUAUGCCAACCCACCGAGCUACGGGAAGCCUGAUCAGAAAGUGGUGGAAAACACAAGGAGGGUCUACAAAGGUGAAUUUCAGCUUCCUGACUUCCUUAAAGAAGUGCCACAGACUGAACCUAUGGAAUAGAAGGUACAAUGGACAUUUCUUGCACAGAAGAUCAGCUGCUGCCUUUUCCAUGGGAAUGAUCCCUCAGGCCUGUCCCCUGGGAUCAGAGGUGUG
Messenger RNA from Malurus melanocephalus (red-backed fairy wren), 1568 nucleotides. It is a transcript of the gene TPST1, whose product is annotated as tyrosylprotein sulfotransferase 1. Gene Ontology annotation, molecular function: protein-tyrosine sulfotransferase activity. The record is from RefSeq and is a predicted model, not a curated record. Gene Ontology annotation, biological process: peptidyl-tyrosine sulfation. The transcript is spliced from 6 exons. Gene Ontology annotation, cellular component: Golgi apparatus. The coding region runs from base 342 to 1475 and encodes 377 amino acids. Lineage: Eukaryota; Metazoa; Chordata; Aves; Passeriformes; Maluridae.